Molecule: messenger RNA, 1134 nt
Organism: Aegilops tauschii subsp. strangulata
Lineage: Eukaryota; Viridiplantae; Streptophyta; Magnoliopsida; Poales; Poaceae
Product: large ribosomal subunit protein eL8y
Biological process (GO): ribosome biogenesis
Cellular component (GO): ribonucleoprotein complex
Molecular function (GO): RNA binding
Source: RefSeq, a predicted model, not a curated record
GUCCACGUCCCCCAGACGCCUCCUUUAUAAAACUUCCUCCCCGCACCGAAGCGCCAGUCGGCCGCCUCCCCCCUCCACCUCCUCCCCCAGCGUCGCCUCCCGUUCGGAACCCCAAGCUCCCCCCCCGCCGCCGGCGAAAUGGCCCCGAAGCGAGGCGGCAAGGCGCCGGUGCCGGCGAAGAAGAAGGCGGCGGACAAGGUGGUGAACCCGCUGUUCGAGAAGAGGCCGAAGCAGUUCGGCAUCGGCGGGGCGCUGCCGCCCAAGAAGGACCUCCACCGGUUCGUCAAGUGGCCCAAGGUCGUGCGGAUCCAGCGCCAGCGCCGCAUCCUCAAGCAGCGCCUCAAGGUUCCCCCGGCGCUCCACCAGUUCACCCGCACCCUCGACAAGAACCUCGCCACCAACCUGUUUAAGAUGCUUCUCAAGUACCGCCCCGAGGACAAGGUGGCUAAGAAGGAGAGGCUUCUGAAGAGGGCCCAGGCUGAGGCUGAGGGGAAAACCGUUGAUGCCAAGAAGCCAAUUGUUGUGAAGUAUGGUCUUAACCAUGUCACUUACCUCAUCGAGCAGAGCAAGGCUCAACUGGUCGUCAUUGCUCAUGAUGUUGACCCAAUUGAGCUGGUUGUGUGGCUCCCAGCCCUGUGCAGGAAGAUGGAAGUCCCAUACUGCAUUGUUAAGGGAAAAUCACGCCUUGGAUCGAUCGUUCACAAGAAGACUGCCUCAGUUCUGUGCCUUACCACUGUGAAGAACGAGGACAAGCUUGAGUUCAGCAAGAUCUUGGAGGCUAUCAAGGCUAACUUCAACGACAAGUUCGACGAGGUCAGGAAGAAGUGGGGCGGUGGCGUCAUGGGCUCCAAGUCGCAGGCCAAGACCAAGGCCAGGGAAAGGCUCAUCGCCAAGGAGGCUGCGCAGAGGAUGAACUAAGCCUAGCCCUAUAAGUAUUGUCAGAGCAUAUGCCAUGUAGUUUCCCUUUCAGUCUGUCCUGAUUUUGACGAGGAACUCGAACCCUUUUAGCAGCACUGUGGAAUCGUAUUGUGGUUUUCUGAUUCGCUGUUCCGUUCUCCAGACUUCUGCAAAGAUCAGAUGAGGUUUACCCAUGUUUGGAUUCUAUAUAGUUUUAUGUCCUUUGUCGAGUCUGAA